This is a messenger RNA of Aspergillus costaricaensis CBS 115574, 1227 nucleotides long. RefSeq lists its product as uncharacterized. Gene Ontology annotation, molecular function: transmembrane transporter activity. The transcript has 8 exons. The record is from RefSeq and is a predicted model, not a curated record. Lineage: Eukaryota; Fungi; Ascomycota; Eurotiomycetes; Eurotiales; Aspergillaceae. Gene Ontology annotation, biological process: transmembrane transport. Bases 1 to 1227 code for a protein of 408 amino acids.
AUGCACAACCGAUCAUAUUUGCGCUGUCAUAGGAUAGUCUUGGUUUUGGCUUGCAUUGCAGGCAUUUCAAGCGGAGCCACCGCAUCUUUGUCACUGGGCGGAAGUGUGGAGUUAGACAACUGUCAAAAGGUCUCCCAGACGGACUUGGGAUCCCCAACUGUGAGUGAGAGCAAAGACGGACCAGCAGAUCACCGAGAACACCCUGAGCGGGAAGAGGACGCGGUUCUUGUGAAUGGGUACAAACUGGUAUUGAUCACCAUCGGGCUCUUCUUCUCCACAGCCUACCUGCUCACUACCCACGCCGUGACACUCCCUUUCAGCCGUCUAAAAACCUUCUUCCCCAUGAAUUAUAUCAAUAUGGUGGCCGGCCUAGGGGGAGGGGGGCCAUUCUUCGGUUCCCUUAUCGUCAUUACUCACAGUGGGCCACUUCGCCAACGGACAGCCUUCUCAGGGUACCUAGUGAGCGUACUUUCAGUGGCGAACUUAAUCACCGAACCUGUCGCACCGAUAAGCCUAAGGGAAAACGUGGUUCGUCUUGAUCCUUUGGGGACGGCCAUCUUCCUACCAGCUAUGGUGUGCCUGCUGCUAGGACUCCAGUGGGGAGGUACACAAUGCCCCUGGCUCAAUGCUCGCAUGGGCCCACGAGCCACUGUUCCACCGCGCCUGCACCGCGACCGAAACAUCCGGGUCUCAGCACUGUACGGCGUCUGUCGAAUUGGUGUCAUGUUCAUCUUUUUCUACUAUCUCCCCACCUUGCUCCAGGUGGUUCAGGGGGUCCCAGCCACCAAGCCCGGUUUUCAGAACCUGCCGCUCAUCAUAUCCAACCUUAUAUUGGCUAUCAUUUGCGUCGUCCUGUAUCGUCGCUGGGCGGCUCUCGACACCGCAGUGAGAUUUCGGGGCAGGUCAGUGGAUUGUAUACCAGGUGGUUCUGAGGAUGGCAUCGGCAUGGGCUUCCAGCUGCUUGUUUUCGUCCUCCUUCACGGUUGCACCUUCGUUUUCGUUGCGCAAGAUAUCUUUCGCAAUAGGUUAUCGGCAGGCAUCCACACAGCCUUGCCGAUGCUGGACCCUCGCGCGGUAAAUAAUGUCGGUCCUACCAGUCUCCAGAGAGUGUAUUCGAGUGAUACUCCCUCGAGUGUAGAUAUUAUGAAUAAUUAUGUCGUGGUGCACACUUUCCAUCCAGCCAUUGGCUUAUCUGAUGCUUCAUUCUUCGCUGCAACUGUCGUUUAG